AUGAUCAUCCGUGUAGAAGAACAUAGAUGUGCCAAUGCCGUGUCCCAUAUGCUUGAGGACCUGAUUGCUUUCCAGGCCAGCCCCAACGAUGCCAGGAUUGUGACCGUCUCUGCCGAUCCUCCGAUGCCUGUUAUGCAGCACACAAAGCCCUCACUGGAAACCAAGAGUUUUCACUUUGCGAUAGGAGUAUACCAGUGCAGGGACUGCUGCCAAGUGAUCCGGAGGCGGGAUUGCCCUAAAGAUCUGCAUAAGUGCGGUACCACCAAAUGUCCGUCUUGCGGCCAGUUUGUCGUGGCUGCUGAGCACCUCUGUUAUUUGCGUCGUGUUGCUCCGAAGAAGUCCGAGGACAAGUUCAUCUUUUUUGACUUUGAAACGGACCAGUCUUCGGGGGAGCAUCUCGUAAAUUUCGCGGUGGCUCAGUAUGCCGACGGCACUGAAAAGGUGUUCCCGGGUUACGAAGCAUGCCAAGAUUUCUGCGUAUGGCUGUUCUCUACAGAGCACAAGGGCUUCACCGCCGUGGCACACAACAUGAAAGGGUUCGAUGGGCAGUUCGGGAUGGCCUGGCUCCUGGAGCAAGGCACAGCGCCGGAGGUGAUCCCUAACGGGUCUAUGAUCAUGAGUGUAAGACACCCCAGUCUCAAUAUUCGGGUCAUAGACUCGUUAAACUUUUUACCGAUGGCGUUGGCCAAACUACCGGGGUGCUUCGGUCUCAGCGAGUUAAAGAAAGGAUACUUCCCUCAUCUCUUUAACUCGAGGGAAAACCAGAGUUAUGUCGGACCGCUACCGGACCCCCACUAUUACAGCCCGGAUACCAUGAGCACUUCAGCCCGACAAGCAUUUCUGUCCUGGCAUGAGGAACACAAGGGGGAUGUGUUCAAUUUUCAAGACGAGAUGCUGGCCUAUUGCAGAUCGGACGUGGAUAUUCUUCGCCGCUGUUGUCUGGAGUUUCGAGCCCAGUUUUUGGAUGUGGCGGGUGUGGAUCCAUUCCAAUACGUGACCAUUGCGUCAGCGUGUAUGGCAACGUAUCGGAGUGGCCACAUUCAGCCCAACACGAUUGCCAUGGUACCCACACACGGCUACGUCAACUCCACGAAUUACAGCCCUGAUUCGAUCCGGUGGUUGGACUUUGUUGCUGCUUCGGAAGGCAUUGCCAUUCAACAUGCGUUGAAUGGUUCCGGAGAGCACAGAAUCGCCGGAAUCUCGGUAGACGGUUUCUGCCAAGCAACUCAAACCGUCUAUCAGUUUCAGGUAAGAAAAUAUAACCAUUUCUUUUUCUAUGUGAUUCUUUUUUAAUGAUUUUACACUUUUAAUGUUAAUUUACAUGUGGAACACUAUU
Stegodyphus dumicola is the source of this 1336-nucleotide messenger RNA. RefSeq lists its product as uncharacterized. Gene Ontology annotation, molecular function: nucleotide binding; DNA-directed DNA polymerase activity; DNA binding. Gene Ontology annotation, biological process: DNA replication. NCBI's taxonomy places the organism in Eukaryota, Metazoa, Arthropoda, Arachnida, Araneae, Eresidae. The record is from RefSeq and is a predicted model, not a curated record.